CAUGGGGAAACACUUCCACCUGUACGAGAACAUCUCCAAAGUGGACCCCUUUGAGGGGCCCCAGUACUACCUGGCCCCCACAUGGGCCUUCCACCUACAGGCCGCCUUCAUGGGCUUCGUCUUUUUCGUUGGAACGCCGCUAAACUUCGUCGUCCUGCUUGCCGUCGCCAAGUACAAGAAGCUUCGAGUUCCCCUCAACUACAUCCUGGUCAACGUCUCCUUCGCUGGCUUCAUCUUUGUCACGUUCUCUGUCAGCCAGGUGUUCUUCGCCAGCCUCAAGGGUUACUACUUCUUCGGUUACACCUUGUGUGCUUUAGAGGCAGCGGUCGGGUCCAUCGCAGGUCUGGUGACAGGCUGGUCGCUGGCGGUCCUUUCCUUCGAGAGGUACCUGGUCAUCUGCAAACCCUUCGGAGCCUUUAAGUUCGGCACGAAUCACGCCUUGGGUGCCGUCGCCUUCACCUGGGCCAUCGGGGUCUUCUGUGCAACGCCACCGUUCUGGGGCUGGAGCAGGUACAUCCCUGAAGGUCUGGGCUGUUCCUGUGGUCCCGACUGGUACACCCACAACGAGGAGUACAAGACCACCAGCUACGUCUACUUCCUGCUAGUGACCUGCUUCAUCCUCCCGCUCACCAUCAUCAUCUUCUCCUACUCCCAGCUGCUGGGAGCCCUGAGAGCUGUCGCCGCCCAGCAGGCGGAGUCAGUGUCCACCCAGAAGGCUGAGAAGGAGGUCUCCAGGAUGAUCAUCGUCAUGGUGGGUUCCUUCAUCACCUGCUACGGUCCCUACGCCAUCACAGCGCUCUACUACGGCUUCAGCACUGACGAGAACAAGGACUACCGCAUGGUCACCAUCCCGGCGUUCUUCUCCAAGAGCUCCUGCGUCUACAACCCGCUCAUCUACGCCUUCAUGAACAAACAGUUCAACGCCUGCAUCAUGGAAAUGGUGUUUGGAAAGAAAAUGGAUGAAUCCUCUGAAGUUUCUUCAAAGACUGAGACGUCUUCAGUCUCAACAGCUUCUUAAUGUUUGGAUCCAAACGACACCAAACACCAAAAAAGGACAUUUGAGUUUCCAUGAAGGACUUUUCCGACUUUUCAGGAGUCUGAACCUUUGUGAGCUCAGAAAAGAUCUACGACCGACCGUGUAAAUACAGUUCUAGCUUCAUUUUACUGUAGAACUUGUUUGUUAAGAUAAAAGGCAACGAAAAAAACCCAAAUAAAAAUGUCAUGCACUGUU
Acanthochromis polyacanthus (spiny chromis) is the source of this 1231-nucleotide messenger RNA. RefSeq names its product opsin 1 (cone pigments), short-wave-sensitive 1 (gene opn1sw1). The record is from RefSeq and is a predicted model, not a curated record. NCBI's taxonomy places the organism in Eukaryota, Metazoa, Chordata, Actinopteri, Pomacentridae. Bases 2 to 1018 code for a protein of 338 amino acids. Gene Ontology annotation, cellular component: membrane; photoreceptor outer segment. The transcript has 5 exons. Gene Ontology annotation, biological process: G protein-coupled receptor signaling pathway; phototransduction; visual perception. Gene Ontology annotation, molecular function: G protein-coupled receptor activity.